CAAAUUUAGACGAAAGAAACAAAAAAAACUCGUUUAAAUCUCGCCCUUAAUCGGCCCAAUCCCCACCUCGCCUCGCGUUCUCUCCCUUCCCACUAAGCCGCAGCCGCAGCCGGAGCCCGAGAGGCAUCCACCUCCACGGUUCCGCCGCCGCCUCACCUCGCUGCCCGAAGCCAUCUCCCCCAUCGAAUCCCCACCUACCCUUCCCCGCCCCCGCCGCGCCCAUUCGCCUCGAUCCGGCGCUGGUCUGGAGGGUUCCUCCUCCCGCCCCCGCCCCCCCUCCGGGCUUCCUGCUGAAUCUCGCGGCUUCCCGGGGCCCGGGCCAUGGAUUUGUUUGCCUCGUUGGCCGCCGAGGAGCGGUGUCUGUACCCGGCGUUCCUCGCCAUGUACGCCGCCAUCUACUGCGUCGGCCACGCCGUGUUCCGGCGGUGGGCGCCGCGGCAGCGGCUGGACGGCGCCAGCUGCCUCAUCUCGCUCUUCCACGGCACCCCCGCCGCACUAGCCGCCGCCGCGGCCAUCCUCGCGCAGCCCCCCGCGGCACGGAGCUUCGCUGCGCCCAAUACCACCCUACAGGGCCACGUCCUCGACUACAGCGUCGCCUACUUCACCAUGGACCUGCUCCACUACCUCGCCUUCCUGCCCGGGGACUACCUCUUCAUCGCGCACCACCUCGCCACGCUCUUCGUCUUCCUCACCUGCCGCUACCUCGUCCGCCACGGCGCCUUCGCGCUCCUCGUCCUCCUCGUGCUCGCCGAGGCCACCAGCCUGCUGCAGAACGUCUGGACACUCGCCGGGAUCUGGCGGGACCAGUCCCCCGCAGCCGCACGCGUGUACGGCGUCCUGUCGCCGCCCUUCUACGUGCUGUACACGCUCGUCAGGGGCGUCGCCGGCCCGCUCUUCUUGCUCAAGAUGAGCGUUUUCUACCUGUCCGGGCAGGCCGUCGACGUCAUCCCGUGGUGGGUGCGGAUCUCUUGGAUCGCCGUUGUCGGCACCGCCAUAGCGGUGAGCAACCUGUGGAUUUGGAACCUCUGGAAGGAGCUUUUCAGUGAACGGAAGCAAGUCGUGGCAAAGAAAGCCACAUAGCUCUAACUCUGACCAUGUACGGUGUACCAUGUAGCAGCUGAAUCUUUCAAAGUUGCUGCGACAAUCGACACGGAUGAUGAGGAUGAUUGUUUUGAUGAUCUGGUAAAAGCUGAUCUCGGAUGACAUUGGUGGAGAAUGCUUAUCUGUAAGAUAUCUCUUCAUUCUUUCAUUGAAAAAUCAGGUCAGAAAACUAGUUUAGUGUGCUCCUCUUCACAUUGGCAUUGUGUGAGAAAUUGUUUGAAGCGUGUGUUAUCUCUAGUGUUUGGUCAAAAUGUACGAAUGGAAUACUUGAUAAACAAUGGCAAAUGGGUAUUACGUUGUUUAA
Messenger RNA from Phragmites australis (common reed), 1405 nucleotides. RefSeq names its product TLC domain-containing protein At5g14285-like. The coding region runs from base 322 to 1080 and encodes 252 amino acids. Gene Ontology annotation, cellular component: membrane. The transcript has a single exon. The record is from RefSeq and is a predicted model, not a curated record. Lineage: Eukaryota; Viridiplantae; Streptophyta; Magnoliopsida; Poales; Poaceae.